AUGCGGUCAGGGCUGGAAAAACCAGGUGCAAUUCCGUUUUUGGCGCUUGUUGUCUUUUCGCUGCUUAGCUUGGUGCCGUCGUUAUCAUGGGAUUGGGGGUCUAGUUGGAAGAAUGGGUGGUAUAUUGGGAGUGAGGUCCGACCAAUUGGUGCAGAUUUUUCGCGAAUCGUCAAGGAUGGUUCUGUUGACACUCGUUUGAGAGUCCGGGCAACAAGCGGUCAGUGUUGGCCGUGGUUAUGUGGUGAUUCUCUGCCUCGUUCGCGUCCUGCUGCGGUCCCGAGCUCAUUUGAGACUGCGUCUGCUUUACCAAAUGAUCCUCCCUAUCCGUGGGAAAAUUUUUCGACCCUUACUCGAAGUGUUCGCGCUUUCACAGCCUUCAUUCAGCAGUUGGAUGACCGUCAGCUGCUACAGUCUUUUUCUACUCGGAGCCUACCUUUGGUCGAGACAGCGUUGUCGCACCCUCCCUCGAAUCUUUCCGACACUUCUUCCUUACAGUUACCUUUAUUGCGUGACGAAUCUUUUGAAAAAAUGGUAUAUGACAAUAAUUAUACGACCUCAACGACCAACAAAACCGAUACCAAUCCCAAACUAGAGUUUUGCGAGUAUUUCAGCGGUGUUUGGCAGCAGGCCUGUCUCACCGUCCACGAUACAGUGAAGGCAUUUUCUACUUCCUACGACGCUAUAGACUCAGCACAUCUACCUAAUUCUUCAAUACAGCCGCCCGUUUCACGUCCUUCGGAUACUCACCAACUAAAGCUACCACUGCAACACAACGUGUCUGGACCUACCGUAGCACCCAAAACAAUACCGUCCGCAAAUGCAGCUACAAUCCUCUCCGGCGACUCGCAGGAUGCAGGGAGCGGUCGAAACCCCAAACAAGUCCGCGGCAGCUGCAUGGCUAUCGUGAUCGGCUUGGUAGUGGGAAUCAUGUGGUUUUGA
Messenger RNA from Aspergillus ruber CBS 135680, 939 nucleotides. RefSeq lists its product as uncharacterized. The record is from RefSeq and is a predicted model, not a curated record. The transcript is spliced from 2 exons. Lineage: Eukaryota; Fungi; Ascomycota; Eurotiomycetes; Eurotiales; Aspergillaceae. Bases 1 to 939 code for a protein of 312 amino acids.